Messenger RNA from Linum trigynum, 2393 nucleotides. The record is from the annotation of a GenBank genome assembly. NCBI's taxonomy places the organism in Eukaryota, Viridiplantae, Streptophyta, Magnoliopsida, Malpighiales, Linaceae.
UGUUAGAAAAACCGUGGUCCAAACCGUACCACACAGUUUGGUCCGGACCGUAGACCGUUAAGUAUGGUCUGGUCUGGUCCAUGGUCUGUACUAUUUUAUGUUUUGAUCUCUUGGUCUGGUCUGGUCUAGACCGUGGUUUACCAGACCAAACCGUGGACCAAACUGACUUGUAAAUACGUGUUAACAGCCCAUUCGACCACUCUCCCAACUCCCACAACCACACCCAAGUCUCAACCUUAGUUUUGUGAAUCUUGUCCCUCCUUAAUUCACAACCACAUUUAACUAGAGAGUAGAGAUAAUCGUGUCUCCAUAUGACAUUAUGUUAAUGUUUAUGACGUUAUGGUGCAAGUUGCGAUGUUUUUACUUUGUAUCUUUGGUAUGUACUAAGAUUUAGAGUAUCAAAAUUAUUCAUGCAUGUUAGGUGAAAACCAAUUAAUACCCAAUAGCUCGCUCGAAUUGAGAUAAUUGAGUUGCUGGUAAGAAUUAGGCAAACCACCCCCAGAAGUCCCUCCAAUCAAAAUCAGAAAGUAGCACCUUUAUAUUCCAUUUAGGGUAAAUACAAUUUAAUAUCCAAACCUUUCAUUUUAAACAAUAUAAUAGCCAAACUUUUUAGAAAACAAUCUAAUAUCCAAAUCAUCAACUUUCCGUCCAUUUGACCGUUAGUUGACACUUCAAAAAAGCUUUGUUAAGGGGAAAUUGUCACAAUACAAUUUUGUUUUCUUGUUUUAGCAUUGGAGAUGACUGAAUAUUUAGAUAUUCUAUACCAUCAUGGUGGAGUCAUGGACUUCUCGGGUUUGGAACCACGAUAUAUUGGUGGUUUUUCAGAGAAGAUAUCGAUGGAUAUUGAUGAAGUGUCGUACUUCGAACUUGAUGAAGUGUAAACUAAUGGUCAAACGGACGCAAAGUUGACGAUAUGGAUAUUAAAUUGUUUACGAAAAGGUUUGGCUAUUAUAUUUUUUAAAAUGAAAGGUUUGGAUAUAACAUUAUAUUUACCUACCCUUCCAUUUACACAUCAUCAGGAAGCCCCAUCAUUAAUAACUUUGUUUUUUUUUUCUUCCAAUCGAAUCAAUAUAUUCUAGUACUCAUUUUACUCUCUUGAAUCAUGUGGCUAAUUAAGCCCCCUAAUCUUGACCCUUUGUACGUAAGAAUGGCUAUCUCCAAACCACAAUAAACAAAAAUAAACAAUAGAGCACGUUUCUGGUCUCACUAAAAUAAAUCUGUUACAGCACGUGCAACUAUUGUUGUCGGUGUAGGCGCCCUAUUUGACUAAGAACAUCAAAAUAACUAACUAGCAACCACCUAUAUAUGACCCCUUUCUAGUUUCUUCCAUGCAUUAUGUCGUAUUGUCGUAUCGCAUCUCUUAUCUAUGAUGUCGAAGAAGAUCUCGGAAGCAGAUAAUGGUGGUGUUCGUCAGCCGGAGAGCAGCAGCUGGGAUUCAGAUCUGCAAUUUCUUGAUUCCAUUCAGCACUUCCUCCUCUCCGGCGGCAGUACAGAUCAUCACUUCGGCAUUAAUAACAUUUUUCAUCAGUCCCCACCGGACGAGACAUGGACACCCGUACAAACAAACUCUUCCUUAUCCAUCGGCAGCAGCAGCAGCAGCAUUGCCGCCGAUCUACUCCUGCCGGCGGGGGCUGCGGCGGCAUCUGAUGAUCUUCAAUAUCCAUUCCCCUCCACGGCGGUGGGGCCUGCUGCAGAGUUGGAGGAGAUUGGCAGCCACGUGGCAUCAUCUUCGGGUACUGGUUUGAGCGAUGAGGCCGUGGAGGCGAAGAAGAAGAAGGGAGGAGGUGGUGGUGGUUGGCGGUAUAAGGGAGUGAGGAGGCGGCCGUGGGGGAAGUACGCGGCGGAGAUUCGGGACCCGAAGAGGAACGGAGCGAGGACGUGGCUGGGGACGUACGAGACUCCACAGGAUGCGGCUCUGGCCUACGACCGAGCCGCUUUCCAGAUGAGGGGAGCCAAGGCGAAGCUCAACUUCCCUCACCUGCUCAGCUCCAGUGGUAACCCUUCCCCGCCGCCGGUAUGAGCCCAUUGGCGUUGUUUGUAAUUUGGUAUCCUUGAGCUUUAUCGGAACUUUUUUCAUUUUGUUUCAUUAUGUAAUUAUAGGCUCCAUCCAAUAAGGCAGUUUGGUUGGUGUCACAUGGCACCGUACACAAUUUGGUUAAGCUCGAUGAGAGAUAUCUUUUGGUGUAAAUUUGCUAUUUUCCUAUGAAAUCUUUUAUUCGCAGUUUAUUUCAUCGAAUUACGUCGUAUCUUUUUUGGAUUAUUUCUUCCAUUUGCGAACGGACUCCAUCAUUCAACAUUCUUUGUUGAGUUACAAGUUAAUUUCAUAGGUUAUGACGGGGAAUACUAAUUUUGGGAUGAUUUUUAGCAAUUCAGAUUAAAUUAAUCUAUGGAAU